Messenger RNA from Puccinia triticina, 1227 nucleotides. RefSeq lists its product as uncharacterized. The transcript is spliced from 3 exons. Bases 1 to 1227 code for a protein of 408 amino acids. The record is from RefSeq and is a predicted model, not a curated record. Lineage: Eukaryota; Fungi; Basidiomycota; Pucciniomycetes; Pucciniales; Pucciniaceae.
AUGAAAUAUUCGCGAGCCACAAGCGCGAUUUUGACAUACUUCUACUCAUUUCUCAUACUAACUUAUGUCAAAGUAAGUGUAGGCAGUCUGCCAGGACUGCCAGGACUGCAUGCUACCUACUCCCUGCCCGAACCUCUUCAACAACCCAUAUCAAUUACUUCAAGUGCCAGUCAUCGUCUGGAUGACCCACUGUCUAGAUCUAAAUCAACACUGAAAGAUACUACGUCCAAGAUGGCUCAUAUAGCGUCAAAACUAGUUCUCAAAAGCUUAGGAAGAGACACUUCGCGGCAGUGCUGCUUUGGACGAGUCUAUCCUCAGAUUGCCUCAAAGGGUAAAAGUAGUACGACUGCUCCAGAACGAGAAUUCCGAAAAGAGUCGCGCAAAGAUCAUACCAUAGGGCAUCCCACAGUUAAUCCAAGUAUCAAUCAGCUUCAACUGGACCAAAUGGACAAACUUAACCAAUGGAAAUCAAUGCCUGAAGUUGCAUAUUUUAUUGGAGAACUAGAACUCGGUAUCACACAAAUUGUUAACGCGAUCAUAUAUCUAGAGGUUCCAUUUCUUGCGCCUGAAGAUUUGUAUCUCCUUUUAACACGGUUCGCGUCCGAGGAAAUGAAAUACAAACAAACACCAGAGACGUUUGCGCAUCUGGUACAGAAUUUUAUCUGCGAUGUUUAUAGCAGUCGCAUAGGUUCAAACCAACCCAAUCUCGUUGCAAACACCUAUCUAAACAACGAGUUGAAAAUCUACAAAACAUACGCAUCUCUGCCCAUUUUCAGAUUAGUUAAAAUUGAGAUUUUGGAAUGUUUGAAAGCAAUGAUUUCGUCGGCUUCCAGAUAUUACAAAGACGCCAGACGUGAGAUGGAUAUUUGGCAAGAAAAAGUGCAUUCAAUCAUUCAGAUGCUGAAAUUCAUUCAAACGGAGAUGAGCCCAUUUAAAAAUAACAAAAUCAGAAGGAAAUUAUUGGUCAAUCAAGUCUCUCAAACUAAGGUUCGAAGUGGAGAUACCGGCCUAUUUGAGUUCCUGGAGACUGGCGCGCAGACGGACAUCAGUGUGAAACGAAUUCAAAGCUUUCUGUUGCUCAACACCAAGGGAGCCACCCCCGUGCACCGAGAAAAACUCUUUACGCAUGUCCAAAACAUUUAUGAUGAUCUUUCUUCAAUGUGUCGUAAUUUUUAUACUCCGUUAAAUUUAAAUCAUAGAAACGCAUUGGAGCUGCAGUGGGACUAG